Messenger RNA from Sitophilus oryzae (rice weevil), 5623 nucleotides. Its product is annotated as protein strawberry notch. The coding region runs from base 176 to 4228 and encodes 1350 amino acids. Gene Ontology annotation, cellular component: nucleus. Gene Ontology annotation, molecular function: histone binding; chromatin DNA binding. The transcript is spliced from 26 exons. Gene Ontology annotation, biological process: regulation of DNA-templated transcription. The record is from RefSeq and is a predicted model, not a curated record. NCBI's taxonomy places the organism in Eukaryota, Metazoa, Arthropoda, Insecta, Coleoptera, Curculionidae.
GUACACAGGCAUUAUGGGUAAACGUAUGGCGUUUUGGCGUGUUUUGUGAAAACCUCUGGCAGUAUAUUUGUUUUUUUCAAGAAAUGCCGCGAUCUAAAAAAGUGAAUAUUUAGUUUCUUACAAAAUUGAAAUUAUCUUUUUGGCUUCUUUCACAUCGAUACAGUCAAAGAAAACCAUGGACGAGGAAGAGCUAUCUGGCAGCGAUUUUGAUGAUGACGAGGACCCUGAUAAAAUUGAAGUACCAGGUGGGGGUAAGGAUCUGGCAACAGUCGCAACUCUGGGUGAAAACCGCGAUAUUAAGUUAAAACACGAGAACGAUAUUAAGCAAGAACACAAAAUGGGUGCUAUGGGACCUAUGCUGGCCAAUAACAAAAUGAUGGGAGGUAUGAACAUGAAUAUGCAUCCCAGUGCGUAUGAUAUGAUGAGGCCACCAAUGGGACCCCCUUACGGCGGCCCGGGAAACACCUCGAAUAUGAGUAACUUGGCCGCUAUGGCCUCGAUGUUGAGUAGUCUCACUGGCGGUCCCAUGGCCAACAUGUUUGGGGCGCCUGCCCAAGGUACUGCCGGGGGCUCAUCCCAGUCUGCCUCAGCGGCCGCUUUUAAUGCUGCACAAUUUCUGCAGCAGAUGGAAAUGGCAGCAUUUGGAAUGGCUGGAAACCCAUAUGGAAAUCCUUUUCUCCAGAAUUUAUCUGCCAUGUUAUACAGUGCCGGACCUGUUCCACCCUGGGGUGGCCCGCUUAGCAACAAAGCUGUACAGCAGAUGUGGAUGAAUCAGAUGGAUAAUAAACCUAUGCAUCAUCACCAAGAAGAAGAAGAAGUUGACGACGAAGAACUGGGCGUUGCAGAAACUUACGCGGAUUAUAUGCCUUCAAAAUUAAAAUUAGGCAAAAAACAUCCUGAUCCAGUUGUUGAGACGGCUUCUCUGUCAUCUGUCGCACCCGUAGACGUAUGGUACAAGUUAUCCAUACCAGAAGAAACUAUUAGAACUGGGGCACUAUCCGCCUUACAGCUCGAAAGUAUAACAUAUACUUCCCAAGCGCAUGAACAUAUAUUGCCUGAUGGCAGCAGAGCAGGAUUUCUAAUAGGUGAUGGUGCUGGAGUGGGUAAAGGCAGAACCAUUGCCGGUGUGAUCUUCGAAAACUACCUAAAGGGUCGCAAAAGAGCGAUCUGGGUUUCAGUGUCAAACGACCUGAAAUACGACGCAGAACGCGAUCUUCGUGACAUAGGAGCUGGAAAAAUCGAUGUCCAUCCUUUAAAUAAAUUCAAAUAUGCUAAAAUUUCGUCUGCUACAAACAAUAAUGUGAAAAAAGGAGUGAUUUUCAGUACGUAUUCGGCUCUAAUCGGAGAAAGUAAUUCUGCGGGAGGUAAAUACAAGUCACGAUUAAAGCAGCUGUUGCAAUGGUGCGGCCAGGACUUUGACGGACUUAUUGUUUUUGACGAGUGUCAUCGAGCUAAGAAUUUGUGUCCCGUAGGUUCUUCAAAACCUACUAAAACUGGUUUGACGGUUCUGGAGCUUCAAAACAAGCUCCCCAAAGCCAGAGUUGUCUACGCCUCAGCCACGGGGGCUUCCGAACCACGCAACAUGGCGUACAUGGUUCGGCUGGGUCUCUGGGGCGAGGGAACUCCUUUUAAAGAAUUCGCUGAUUUCAUAUCGGCUGUGGAAAAGAGGGGAGUUGGAGCUAUGGAAAUAGUUGCCAUGGAUAUGAAGCUUAGAGGAAUGUAUAUUGCGCGGCAGUUAAGUUUUCACGGGGUCGCUUUCAAAAUUGAAGAGGUACCACUGUCCAAAGAUUUUGAAAAAGUAUAUGAUGCGAGUGUGAAGCUAUGGGUGGAGGCCAUGCAAAAGUUUCAGGAGGCUGCUGAACUGGUAGAUGCUGAAAAUCGUAUGAGAAAAACAAUGUGGGGACAGUUUUGGUCAGCUCAUCAAAGAUUCUUCAAAUAUUUGUGUAUCGCCGCCAAAGUACCUCACGCAGUCGCAGUAGCUCACGAGGCUAUAAAAAUGGGCAAAUGUGUGGUGAUUGGCUUGCAAAGUACCGGAGAAGCUAGAACGUUGGAACAGUUAGAAAGAGAUGAUGGAGAACUUACUGAUUUUGUAUCAACGGCAAAAGGAGUGUUCCAGACAUUAGUAGAGAAACACUUUCCGGCUCCGGACAGGAAUAGAAUCCAGAAACUGUUAGGUAUAGGAGAUUCUUCAAAGAAAUCCCUCAAUGGCAAUUCUGAAGAAAGCAGUUCUGCCCAAAAAAGAAAACCAAUGAGACAAGCUGCAGCCAGAGCGGUAAAAAGAAACAAGUGGUCGACUUCAGACAGUGACAACAGCGAGAAAAGCGACUCAGAUUUUCAAAUGUCUGAUAAUGAAAGCGAAAUAUCAGAGGAACACAGCGACUCAAACAUGUCCAGUGACUUUAAUCCUUUUAAUUCUGACAGUGACUCAGAUAAUGAUCCUUGGAGCAGGAAUAAGAAAAAAGGGAAGAAACAAAAGAAAUCACCAAAAAAACGACAGUCUACGCAAGACAAACUAUCUCUUAUGCUAACAGAGAAGACCAAUAAAGCAAAAGCUAAUGGCGGAUCGGGCGAUUUCAAGUCAUCAGCUCCCCCCAUGGACGCUAUUGAAAGGGCCUGUUGUAUGAAAGAGGAACUAUUGGUAGCUAUCGAAAAAUUAGGGGACAAACUGCCCCCAAACACUUUGGAUCAACUUAUAGACGAACUCGGCGGUCCUGAAAAUGUUGCCGAAAUGACAGGCAGAAAAGGUAGGGUAGUACAAACAGAAGAUGGCGGUAUUCAAUAUGAGAGUCGAUCAGAGAUCGAUGUGCCAUUGGAAACGCUAAAUUUAACGGAAAAACAAAGGUUCAUGGAUGGAGAAAAAGACGUUGCCAUUAUAUCUGAAGCUGCCUCAAGUGGUAUUUCUUUACAAAGCGAUCGACGAGUUAAAAACCAAAGGAGAAGGGUACACAUAACUCUGGAGCUACCCUGGUCGGCCGACAGAGCUAUUCAACAGUUUGGUAGAACGCAUCGAAGUAACCAAGUCAAUGCUCCCGAGUAUAUCUUUCUUAUAUCCGACUUGGCUGGUGAAAGGCGGUUUGCUUCUAUUGUAGCAAAAAGGUUAGAAAGUUUGGGAGCUUUAACUCACGGUGACAGACGUGCGACGGAAACCAGAGAUCUGAGUCAGUUUAAUAUUGAUAAUAAGUAUGGUAGGACGGCUUUAGAAGCAACAAUGAAGGCCGUAAUGGGUUAUGAAGCUCCUGUAGUGGCUCCACCUAGAGAUUAUAAAGGAGACUUCUUCAAGGAUGUGGCCGGGGCUCUAGUUGGUGUCGGUCUGAUAGUAAAUAGUGAGAGUAUGCCAGGUGUCUUGUCAUUAGAUAAAGAUUAUAAUAAUAUGUCAAAGUUCCUUAACCGUAUCUUAGGUAUGCCUGUCGAGUUACAGAACAGGCUGUUUAAAUAUUUUACCGACACUUUAGCCGCCAUUAUAACGCAAGCAAAGAGAUCAGGCAGAUUUGAUCUAGGAAUAUUGGAUCUGGGCACCGGCGGUGAAGUAGUGAAACGCGUGAAAGUAGUGACAUUCCUUAGGAAACAUGCCACAGGCACUGCACCCACAGAACUGCACACGGUGCACGUAGAAAGAGGCAUGUCUUGGCCGGAGGCACUAGACAAAUUGUCAGAUCUGACGGGAGAAUACGAAGGCUUCUGGGUUUCCCAUCAGGCAAGAAACGCCAAACACACGGCGAUUUUAGCUGUUGCCGUAGACGGUGGCACAACAGGGAGUACCAAGAAAAAGUCCGAGAGCAAGAAAGAGCAAAUGUAUUCGGUCUAUCGGCCGAAUACAGGUCUACAGUUUAGGCAGGAAAGUUUGGCCGAGUUGGAGAAGAAAUACAAAAAGGUUGAAUCUGCGGAUGCCGAAAAAUCCUGGACUGAACAGUAUGAUUCGUCGGUGAAUACUUGUUCACACGCUUACUGGCGCGGGAACUGUCGAAAUGCUAGUAGCGGUCAAGACUGUGAAGUCGGUUUGCGACGAAGAACGUACCAUGUGGUAAGCGGUAGCGUUUUGUCUGUGUGGAGUCGUGUGGAAGGUGUCUUAGCUGCUAAAGGCGGUGCCCAAAAUAAGAUGCAGGUCAUCCGAUUGCGAACCUUGGAGGAUUUGAAAGUAGUGGGUACGGUUAUUCCUAAGAACUGUAUGGAAGCUCUUAUAGAAGCACUCUCAUCUGACGCAGAAAAAGUUGAGGAAAAGACAUUUUAAAAUCGAUAGACUGAGUUAACGAGUAGAGUUUCGGUUUUAAACUUGAUUUUGUAACUAUACAGGGCAACAAAGUAUUUUAAAAGCACAUUCUGCGCUAAACGAGUGACGAAAAUGACUGUAAAGAUGUAGAUUAGAUAAAAAGGAUGCAAUUGGAUAAAAAAAACUGCAUAGUUUUAUUUUUACGGUCUUAUCUGUUUUACAAAGGACAGAACAUAAGUUUUUAGUCCGAACUAGUUGUCUAUUAAUUUAUGGCUGGAUUUGUAACUAGAAAAUGGACUGACUGUGAUAUUUUGUUGAGAAUCAGCGCAUAGUUUAUGCAAUACUGACUCUUAAGCAAAAUAUAAAGAAAGAAAAACACUGUGAACAUACUAGAAAUGUAUUUUAGAUUAUACCAAUGUAAUUUAUACUUAGUAAUAAUAGUUCUUUUUUAAAUUUAUUUCGUUUAGUCUUUAGUUUGUUAUAUUUAUCUUGAUUUGUUGAUAUUUUUUCAGAUAUAAAAGUCAAAAUUUAUUUGGAAAGCAGUAAAUUAUUUUUUCGAAAUAGUCUGUGUUCGAUUCUAUAAUCAUAAGACAUAUUUAUAUUUAGAAGAAAAUGAUUAGGGUUAUACAGAGUGUUGGGGAAAUGCGUGGCCAAAUUUCGGGGUUUGAUUCCUUGUUAAAAAAUAUGAGAAUUGGUUCUUAUAAACAUGGAUACAGAACAGUGUAGUUUUAAAGAUACAGGAUGAAUAAAAGAAACUUUUUUAAAAAAUAUAGUUUUUUUUUGUAAUUAUCUUAAAUACCCUGUAGUUGAUUUUCUGGAAAUUUGUCAAUGUUAUUUUUAGUAAUAAUAGCGUAUUUAUACCUGAUUAAAUUAAAGUUAACUUAAAAAACAACUUAAAACUAUGCAUCUCUUGACCUAUUUUUAUACGAAUUGUUUUCCUUAUUUUUUUCAUGAAGAGUCACACCCCGAAAUUUGGCAGUGCAUUUUUCAAACACUCUGUACAGGGUGAUUCACGGUCAUAGUUCGUUAGACGUUUAUCGAGAAACGGUUAUUUGGAUUUCUACAUAAAGUCGCCUGCUCCAUCUGUCUAAAUUAUUUUCAGCGUUACAGUGUUGCCGCUUUAUACUAAAAGUCUUAGCAUCUUUGUUAUUUUAAAUGGAACAUCCUGUAUAUUCGAAACUACUUUCACAUCUCGUAAUUUUUCUAUUAUAUUAACCUAUACCAAUCUCUAAUAGUUUUCAAGAUAAAAUAUAAAACGUGUAAAAUUGUCAAAACCAUGAUCUUGAACGCAUUGGUUAAAUCAAAAAUUUGGCAUAUUGAAAGCUAAAAUUUGGUUUAUAGGUUAAGAAAAGUCGACAUAUCUCCGAUCUAUCUAAAUCAACCAAUUGGAUAUCAAACAGGGUUUGGUUUGGUUUG